Myotis brandtii (Brandt's bat) is the source of this 1105-nucleotide messenger RNA. It is a transcript of the gene SCAND1, whose product is annotated as SCAN domain containing 1. Lineage: Eukaryota; Metazoa; Chordata; Mammalia; Chiroptera; Vespertilionidae. The record is from RefSeq and is a predicted model, not a curated record.
AUGCCCUCCACUUUUGACAGAACACGCACAGGAGCUGGCGCCGGUCACCUGCAAGCUGAAGAGAUUACAGCGGAAGAGAACCCCGCUGGUGGUCCUCCUCCUCCUCCGGCUCCUCCCAGUCCACCGACUCUUGACUCCUCGAACUGGUGCUUAGAGGCGCCACCAUUCCAAGAAGGGUCACCGCAGCUUAAAUUCGCCCGCGACAGGUCUCCGACGCGCCUCGCGAACGCAAGGGGGCGCCGCUGUCUGUCGCCGGGACUCGGCUUCCGGGCGCUCGCGCGCCGAGCUCAUCAUAGAGAUGCCAACGGAGACUUCCGCUUCCGUCCGCCCAGGGGCGUCGCCGGGGUCGGUGAGGGCGCGCUCUUCCUUCUCCCGGAGCCCGCCUCCCUCCGGUUGCGCAGACUCUCCCCUUUAGCGGAAAACGUAUUCCUCUCGCUCACCCGGCGCAAACGCAGUGCUGGACCCGCAGCCGUAGGACAAAGAGUGACGUCCAGAUCCGGAGUCAUGGAGGCGACCCAUCAGGGCUUGGAGGCCACUGGGAGCUCCGCGCCGCCGCGGGAGAAAGAGGAAGGAGCCGGCCCGAGCUCAGGCCCGGAGCGUAACUCUGCGGGUUCCUCGUCGAUUCCUGAGGUUCCACCGCCCGAACCCUCCAACGCCAACGCUGUUCCCGAAGGGAUCCCUCCGCCCGUGGCUGCCUCCUUCCGCCAGUUCCGCUACCGAGACGCAGCGGGCCCGCGAGAGGCGUUUCGGCAGCUGCGGGAGCUCUCACGCCAGUGGCUGCGACCCGACAUCCGCACGAAGGAGCAGAUCGUGGAGAUGCUGGUGCAAGAGCAGCUGCUCGCCAUCAUGCCCGAGGCGGCGCGGGCCAGGCGGCUUCACCGCCGCACCGAUGUUCGCAUCACCGGCUGAGCGGCGGGCGGCCUGGUCCCGGCGCUCUCUGGACUGGAGCCUCGCUCCCCACUCCACCUUAAUGAAAACGAGCUUUGGCAGCUCUUGUAGUCUGAUGUAGCCCUUUUCGUUCUUUACUGGGUUUAUUUUCCCGAGCGUAUUUCCAACCUUCUUUCUGGUUAGUGGGAGCCCAUGAGAAUAAAGCCUUUGUUUCCUA